AACGGGGAGUUGAGAAGAAUCCUAUGACAGGGGGGAUUUGAAUGGGGUUAAAAACAUCCCGAUACUAACUGUGACAAUUUCCAAAACGGAGUGUAGGAUGCCAUGACAACGAAUACAAACAAAACAAAUCAAGAACAAAAGAAAGAAAACAAUAAAAUUUAUAAGAAGCCAUUAUUAUUAUGGAUUGGAAGCAAACUGUUACAAUUAUGAGUGAUAAAUUGUUUCCUGGUUUAUCUCAUAAAAUUGAUGAAAAGUUAAUCGGAAACGAAGUCUUAUCUAAUCUUCCUCUACAAAUAUCUUUGUAUUUUAAUGUUAUCUUUUUACCGAUUUGGCUUAUUGUAAUUACUUUGUUUUUAUACGAUCAGUUUAAUUGUUUUAAUGAGUUAUACAAAUUUAUAAUCAUUACAAUCAUAAUUUCUUUGUAUUCCCUGGAAAUUUUACGAUUGUAUUUGGGUUACGAAGGAAAUUUAAGAGAUAAAAUUCCUGAAUUAGCUGGAUUUUGGAUGUUAUCAAUCUUACUACAAUUACCAUUACAAAGUUUUUUGUUAUUUAAUCCAUAUCUUAAAUUAAAAAUUUUGGAAAUAAUUGUCCAAUCUGUAAUGUUUUUGUUGUUACUAUUUGAAAUAUUUUCUGGUUAUUUCGCUUUAAAGUAUACAUCAAAAAUGCAAACUGUUUAUUUUAGGAUUUCGAACAUAAAUGUAACAAGAAAUAAAGCAAAGAAUGAAUAAAAAUCAACAAAAAUAAAUUUAUUUAUUAUCUUUA
Molecule: messenger RNA, 762 nt
Organism: Onthophagus taurus
Lineage: Eukaryota; Metazoa; Arthropoda; Insecta; Coleoptera; Scarabaeidae
Product: transmembrane protein 17
Biological process (GO): non-motile cilium assembly
Cellular component (GO): ciliary transition zone
Source: RefSeq, a predicted model, not a curated record